AUGAUCCCGACGAUCGAUACCAUCUGCUGCGUGCUUCUGGGGCUCAUCAUGGCAUUCUUUGCCUACGGCCACUUGACACAACCAGAAGAGACAUUUGAGCAGCUCUUUGGAUUUCCCGUAGAGAGUCCGCUGCAGGCCCAUUUCGUUGCCGUCUUGGGAGGCAAUUUUGCCUGCAUUUCCAUCACGUUGCUCGGCCUGGGUCUAUUCCAACCUUCAUCCAAUGCACGCAAAUUCGUUCUCGCGGGGUAUGCUGUCCUGCAAUACUACAACAUUAUGAAUCAGUAUCGAUUUCCAGUUAAAGGAGAGGAUGAUCCGCCCGAGUCCAUGGCGGAAAUGCCUAUACCCUUGCUGAUAAUACUCAUGUCAAUUGCACUGUUCGGGGUACUCUUUGGCAGAACAGAUGGUCAGCGGGCAGAACUUGUACGCAACAAGAAAAAGGCUCAGCUCUAUGCAAAGCAUGCACAAAAGGUGUCCAAAAAGGAAUGAAUGCGGUGGCCGUAUCUUAUUGUUCCAGUCAGUAGGGUCGUUUCUUCAAAGAUAGUUAUUCUUUGGGCUACUAGUAAGGGUUCUCACAACCUACAAUCCCUUUUCUGUGGGAGGCGCCACACAGGCUUUUGACGACUCGAAUGCAUGAGCGAUAUAUAUCUCUAUGAAAAGCUACUUCUUUAUGAACAAUCUAUGCAAUCUGUC
Messenger RNA from Seminavis robusta, 690 nucleotides. The record is from the annotation of a GenBank genome assembly. Lineage: Eukaryota; Bacillariophyta; Bacillariophyceae; Naviculales; Naviculaceae.